Messenger RNA from Carassius carassius (crucian carp), 852 nucleotides. RefSeq names its product tumor protein D53 homolog. The transcript has 10 exons. NCBI's taxonomy places the organism in Eukaryota, Metazoa, Chordata, Actinopteri, Cypriniformes, Cyprinidae. Gene Ontology annotation, cellular component: cytoplasm. The coding region runs from base 85 to 771 and encodes 228 amino acids. Gene Ontology annotation, biological process: positive regulation of apoptotic signaling pathway; positive regulation of MAP kinase activity. The record is from RefSeq and is a predicted model, not a curated record.
GCGGUUGUGUUGGACGGGGUAUUUCUCUGAACUGAGACGUGCUGUUAAUGCGAACUGGACCUGCAUUUACACACUACCGCUGAUAUGGAGCCCAGACAACAGGAGCUGUACUCUAGCGUACUGACUCCUGAAGCAAUAGUAGACUGGGAAGACAGAGAAACUUUCGAUUCAGGUUUGUUGGACAAAGAGCCUCUAAAGGAAGUGGACGAGGAUAUGGUGUCAGAGGUGGAUCUCAACAACACUGUCACAGAAGAGGAGCGAGAGGAAAUGGAGAAUGAGCUGAUUAAGUUAGAUGAAGAAAUCACUACUUUGAAACAAGUCCUGGCCUCCAAAGAAAAGCGUCACUUGGAGCUGAAACAGAAACUAGGGAUCACACCCCUGAGUGAACUGCGACAGAACUUCUCCAAGAGCUGGUAUGACAUGCAGACCACCACAGCAUACAAAAAGACGUCUGAGACCCUGACCACAGCAGGACAGCGGACCUCAGUGGCCUUCAGUAACCUGGGCAAUGCCAUCACCAGGAAGUUCGGCGAUAUGAGGUCAUAUUCUCUUGGCUAUUCUAUACGGCAUUCAAUGAGCAUGCCUACAAUGAGGAACUCGCCUAGCUUCAAGUCCUUUGAGGAGAAAGUCGAAAGCACAGUUUCAAACAUUAAGUCAAAGGUUGGAGGAACAGGAGGGGCGGGCAGUUUUGAAGAUGUCCUGUCUUCAGCGGCCCAAGCCAGCGCCCAGGACACCCCUACUAAUAAUGUGACCGAGAACAGUGAGCGCUAAGGGUUUCAAUGGUCAGCCAGUGGAACUCUGAUGACCCCUAGUGGUUUGGAGACCACAGUGAAAAUUGCAACGGGGGCCCAA